AACAGUAAAGAUGGCGACGUCUGUGGCUGGAGACGGCUGUUUUAUUCUAAAUGGGACUGUUUUGGAGCCCCAAAUUAAAAAAAUGACCGACCUGCCCGCUGAACUGCUCGAACACAUUUUGUGCUUCCCCGUCCUGAAACACGUGGACAUUUGCAACGUUUCCCGCACUUGCAAGCGGCUACACGACGUCUGCCACGGAAGGGGGAAGGUCUGGGGACACCAGUACAAACUCAGAUGGCCAAGAUUGCAGAAGUAUUACCGUCAGAAGGAGUGUUGUGAUUGGCUAAAAGAAUACAGAACACGGCAUAUUGUUGGUAUACAGAUCAGAAGGACAGUGGAAUCGAUCUCCAAGAGAUUCUUCACAGAAGUUCCUUGCGUUGGCCAGGUGCUGGGAGAUAGCUUUGCAGAGAUUGAGUCGCUUGGGGCGCCAGAGCACUUCUGUGAAGAUGAACUCCUCUUCAUACUCAAUUCAGACAAGAGGAAAACCUUGACGCUGAAAUACUAUGCAAAUAAAAUCUUAUACUUCCUGCGGCAGCAGAAAAUCCUACGGAGUUUGAAAACCUUUUUGGAACAGCCACAGGAGCAGCAGUCAGCUCUGCAAGGAGCUGUGCUGGUGGACCAGUAUUGUAACCCCUUGGCAGAUGUCACCUUGGAAAGUAUAUCAGCCCAGCUGGAUGAGAUCACUGAGAAGGUGAAGAAGAUGUUGCGAACCAAGAACCCCUCCCACCCCAGCCUGAGGACAACUCAAGGUGACUGCCUCGCUGUAGAGGACUUUGAGCUCCAGAGACAGGUGGUGUGUGCCCUUAACUCUGUCUUAUACGAGCAACUUCAAUACAAAGGCAAUGAGUUUGACUACUACAACCCUCUGAACUCUUACAUUCACCAGGUGCUUCUACGCUGUACGGGUAUUCCUAUAAGCCUCGCUAUCCUCUACAUGACACUGGCACGGAAUCUGGGAGUUCAGCUGGAGCCUGUUAACUUCCCCAAUCACUUCCUGCUGCGCUGGUGCCAGAAACUGAGAGGGACUGAGGACAUCUACGACUUUGUCUACAUCGACGCUUUUGGUAAAGGCAAGCAGCUGACAGCCAAGGAGUGUGAGUAUCUUAUUGGCCAACAGGUGACAGCGGAUUACUACAGUGCCAUCAGCACUACUGAGGUGCUGCUCAGGAUGGUGGGAAACCUGCUGAAUAUUGGCAAGCGAGGAGAGGGCAAUGAGAAAUCCUACCAGCUUCUGAGAGACUCUCUGGACCUCUACCUCACUAUAAACCCCGACAACGUCCAGUACUUGCUGCUGCAGGCUCGCCUCUACUUCCACCUGGGCAUCUGGCCAGAAAAGGUGCUGGACAUCCUGCAGCACAUCCAGGCAUUGGACCCCUCUCAGCACGGUGCCGUGGGCUACCUGGUGCAGCACACGCUGGAGCACAUUCAGCACAAAAAGCAUCCCAUGGAGCCCGAGAUGAAGAGGCGCAGCUCUCCGGAGCACCUGGGGGUGCAGUAUUCAGUUGGCCUCAUCAUGAAACACAAGAGGUCGGGUUACAAUUGCGUCAUUUACGGCUGGGACCCCAAGUGCACUAUGAGCCAGGAAUGGAUCACCACCAUGAGGGUCCCACAGCUCCCCAACGGUGACAACCAGCCCUUCUACAACGUCCUGGUCCAGGACGGCACCUGCCGCUAUGCUGCACAGGAAAACCUAGAGCCCCACUCAGCUCCCCUGGAGAUUGGCCAUCCGGAGGUGGGCCGCUACUUCUCAGAGUUCUCUGACACUCACUAUGUUGCCAACGAGGAGCUGCAGAUGUGUUACCCUGAGGACAUGGCAGAGACGCUGGGCACGGUCCGGCAGCUUUACCACAGACUGGCGCCCGCCACUAGCAACCAAAGCCAGAGUAGCGCUAUGGAGCAAAACCACGACCAAGCCACAGCGAUGUAGCCAAGCAUGUAUUUCCGAUUAAUCCCACGCCCACCCCACCUGCGCCCAGGCUGAAUUUCAUCCUCUCACACCCAUUCUCAGUUCACAGCCAAGCUUGCUGAUGCCUUCACUUCAGAUUAAGACUUGGUCAUGUUUACAAAUUCACAUCUGCAAUAAUGAGGUUGUAAUGAUAACUUGAUCUUGUCAGAAUAAUUCUGGAAAAUUAUGAAAGUGUUACAAGAAAUGAUGCAGUAGCUCAUGUGGCUUCAGCGUCACUCAGCUUUGAUACGAGCAGAGUUUAGAACAAGGAUGAAGACCAGAUGAUUUGAAGCGAACACUAAGGGGAAGGAGUAAAUUUGGGAUUGGUAGCCUGGCAAAUCUAACUUUACCCCACCCACCCCGUCAAGACAAGAAGCCACUCUCCUAUAACCACUCACAGUUCCAGUGCCACAGAGACUAACACGCACAUAAUGCAGACUUCAUUCAGAAAUGCUCUUCACUUAACUCAUCUCUCAAAUCACAUCUUUCAAUCAAGUUUCAUGCACUUGUGAAAGUCUAACUUUCACCUUUGUAGAAUGUUGUGUUAUUUUUUUUCUGUACAUUUACAAGUCAAACAUUUUAGAAUUUAAGGGCUCAUCGGUGUGUUGGGCUGCCUAUUUAAAAAACAAAAACAAAACAAGAAUGGACAAGGAGAAGGAGCAACUUGAAACAGGAAUGACAACUUUUGGUAAACGAGGAAAUGAGUGAUGGAAAUAAAACU
Lampris incognitus (smalleye Pacific opah) is the source of this 2666-nucleotide messenger RNA. It is a transcript of the gene fbxo21, whose product is annotated as F-box protein 21. NCBI's taxonomy places the organism in Eukaryota, Metazoa, Chordata, Actinopteri, Lampriformes, Lampridae. The transcript has 12 exons. Gene Ontology annotation, molecular function: protein binding; DNA binding. Bases 11 to 1927 code for a protein of 638 amino acids. The record is from RefSeq and is a predicted model, not a curated record.